Messenger RNA from Physeter macrocephalus (sperm whale), 1208 nucleotides. RefSeq names its product THO complex subunit 6 (gene THOC6). The transcript has 13 exons. NCBI's taxonomy places the organism in Eukaryota, Metazoa, Chordata, Mammalia, Artiodactyla, Physeteridae. The record is from RefSeq and is a predicted model, not a curated record. Gene Ontology annotation, biological process: mRNA export from nucleus. Gene Ontology annotation, cellular component: THO complex; transcription export complex. Bases 87 to 1112 code for a protein of 341 amino acids. Gene Ontology annotation, molecular function: protein binding.
GCCGCGAAAGGGAGGCGCUCGCUGGUACUUCCGGUCUCGUGAGGCUUCGUCGCGCGCGGAGCACUCUGGGACUUUUAUUUCUCGAGAUGGAGCGAGCCAUGCCGCAAGCGGUGCCUCUCGGUCAGAUGGAAGUAUUUCAGGCCCUGCAGCGGCUGCACAUGAUCAUUUUUUCCCAGAAUGUCUCACCCUGUGGGAAGUUCCUGGCAGCUGGCAACAAUUACGGGCAGAUAGCCAUCUUUAGCUUGUCUGCUGCUUUGAGCUCUGAGGCCAAAGAGGAAAGUAAGAAGCCCAUGGUGACCUUCCAAGCCCACGAUGGACCCGUCUACAGCAUGGUCUCCACUGAUCGACAUCUCCUCAGUGCUGGGGAUGGGGAGGUGAAGGCCUGGCUUUGGGCAGAGAUCCUUAAGAAGGGCUGUAAGGAGCUGUGGCGUCGUCAGCCCCCAUACAGGACCAGUCUGGAAGUACCUGAGAUCAAUGCUUUGCUUCUCGUCCCCAAGGAGAAUUCCCUCAUCCUGGCGGGGGGAGACUGUCAGCUGCAUACGAUGGACCUUGAGACGGGGACCUUCACGCGGGCACUCUGGGGCCACACGGACUACAUCCACUGCCUUGCACUGCGGGAGCGGAGCCCCGAGGUGCUGUCAGGUGGCGAGGAUGGGGCCGUGCGGCUUUGGGACCUCCGCACGGCCAAGGAGGUCCAGACGAUUGAAGUCUACAAGCACGAGGAGUGCUCGAGGCCCCACAAUGGGCGCUGGAUUGGAUGUUUGGCAACUGACUCCGACUGGAUGGUCUGUGGAGGUGGCCCAGCACUAACCCUCUGGCACCUUCGAUCCUCCACACCCACCACCGUCUUCCCCAUGCGGGCACCACAGAAACAUGUUACCUUCUACCAGGACCUGAUUCUAUCAGCUGGACAGGGUCGCUGUGUCAAUCAGUGGCAGCUGAGCGGGGAGCUCAAGGCCCAGGUGCCUGGCUCCUCCCCAGGGCUGCUAAGCCUCAGCCUCAACCAGCAACCAGCAGCCCCUGAGUGCAAGGUCCUGACGGCCGCAGGCAACAGCUGCAGGGUGGAUGUCUUCACCAAUCUGGGCUACCGAGCUUUCUCCCUGUCCUUCUGAUCUCCAGCAACACCCCCACCUCCAUCUCAGGGGUUUGGAGUGGUUUGUUUUUUUCUUUUUUUUAUACUAAUAAAGUUUUGGGCUUUUUUUUUCAUG